AUGGGUCUUUUUGGUGGUAGCUCAAGCCCUGCGCCAGCUGCAUCGUCGGCCCAGCUGGAGGCAGCUACAGCUGAACUUGACAUGAUUACCGAUGUGUUUAACCGUCUUGUCGAGGCAUGCCAUGCCAAGUGCAUUAGCCCUCGUUACGCUGAGCCUGAUCUGAACAAGGGCGAGAGCGUGUGCAUUGAUCGCUGCGUGAGCAAGUUCUUCGCUGUGAACGCCAAGGUCGGUGAGCAGAUGCAGGCUAUGGGCCAAGCGGCAGGCGCGUCUGGCGCUGCCGGUGGCAAGCUGUUCGGCUAA
Molecule: messenger RNA, 300 nt
Organism: Malassezia pachydermatis
Lineage: Eukaryota; Fungi; Basidiomycota; Malasseziomycetes; Malasseziales; Malasseziaceae
Product: mrs11-subunit of the tim22-complex
Exons: 3
Coding region: 1-300 (99 amino acids)
Biological process (GO): protein insertion into mitochondrial inner membrane
Cellular component (GO): mitochondrial inner membrane
Source: RefSeq, a predicted model, not a curated record